UCAACUAAUGCCUGUAUGAUAAGGCCUCGUCUGUUUUAUCAUUAUAUGCCAAGUCAGCGUUCUUGUUCCAUUUAGAUUUUCUGAGCACUAUAUAAACCGAUGGAAACAAAGACUGUUCAUUCAUCGCGAGAGAAAGAGAUGAAGAAAGACAGGUUCUUGAUUCUAGUGAUAACUUUGCUAUUCUUUGUAGCGGAAAGCCGUGAGAUUGAAAAACCCCAAUACCAGGUAAUACACGCAGAAUCAGAUUUUGAGGUCAGAUUAUACUACGAAUCUUCAUGGAUGGCUGCUCCGGUCACUGAAAUCUCUUUCGAAAAGGCUACUUUGGAUGGCUUUCACAGGUUGUUCCAGUUCAUUCAAGGUGCUAAUCUGAAUUGGACAAGAAUUCCAAUGACGGCUCCCGUCGUGACCAGCAUAGUCCCAGGAGCUGGACCCUUUCAAUCGUCAGCCUACUAUGUUCUAUUCUACUUGCCUCUCAAAUUUCAAGCCGACCCACCAGUCCCCCUCCCUGAACUGCACCUGAAACCCUAUGUGCAGGGCAGUCGCUGCAUUGCUGUGAGGACAUUCUCAGGAUUUGCGAAGGAUGAUAACAUUGUCAAAGAAGCUAAAAAGCUUGCUGCCAGCUUGAGCAGAUCUCCAUGGGCCAACAGAACUUCCCUAGAAAGCAAAUCUGCCUACUCCAUUGCUCAGUAUGAUGCUCCAUUCCAUUUUAUCGGACGUGUCAAUGAGGUAUGGGCAGAUGUCAAUGCAAAUGGUGUAAACAGCUGUGAAUACAGUAAUAUAGCAACUUACUGAAGUAUUGUUGAAUCACUAGUUUGACAGUUUGAGUGCUGUGUAAAUGUACCAAGGAAGCCAGUUAAAGAUGCAUUGCAGUUAGUUCAGUUGCCCAUCUGUAUUUAAACACUGAAUACUCGUCACCCUAUGUAUUAUACUUCAGUAGAUUGUGUAUUUAUAAAAUAAAUGUGGUCCUGGAA
Molecule: messenger RNA, 971 nt
Organism: Ricinus communis (castor bean)
Lineage: Eukaryota; Viridiplantae; Streptophyta; Magnoliopsida; Malpighiales; Euphorbiaceae
Product: heme-binding protein 2
Exons: 2
Coding region: 100-792 (230 amino acids)
Source: RefSeq, a predicted model, not a curated record